This is a messenger RNA of Pseudogymnoascus destructans, 2386 nucleotides long. RefSeq lists its product as uncharacterized. Gene Ontology annotation, cellular component: cell division site; ubiquitin ligase complex; mitotic spindle pole body. Gene Ontology annotation, molecular function: ubiquitin protein ligase activity; protein binding. The record is from RefSeq and is a predicted model, not a curated record. The transcript has 3 exons. Gene Ontology annotation, biological process: negative regulation of septation initiation signaling; ubiquitin-dependent protein catabolic process; protein ubiquitination. Bases 242 to 2038 code for a protein of 598 amino acids. NCBI's taxonomy places the organism in Eukaryota, Fungi, Ascomycota, Leotiomycetes, Thelebolales, Thelebolaceae.
AUUCAGAGUGCGCGGUCCCACCCCUCCCAAAUCCCCAAAUCGCCACUACGAACGACGUUGCGACUGCAGCAAGUACUAGUAUAUUGAAAGUGCUUCAUGGCGUAGUCUUAGUAUCCUGUUCUGUUCAGAGUAGGAUUUGGUUUGGUUUGUUUGAACGCCUUUUGGGCUUACACCCAAGUCCCUCCGACUGACCUGGGUGGUGGACGUUGUGGGGAGCCGCUCGUUUUGGCAAGUACCAACUAUGUUUACUCAUGCGACCCCGUCAUCAUCAACUCUGGCAACGACGACCUCUCCGUCUUCCACAGCAUCUCCCUCACGAUCCAGCCGACUUCGCGGCCUAAGCUAUCUUCGAAACUACACCCAUAGCCACCUCUACACACGAGACAGCCCGUCUGCAUCAUCACCUGCCACAAGAUCUGAAUCCCCGUUGACUCGAGCUACAAGCAACCCCUCUCAAUCCUCAGCCUCAUUUGACACUGCCGAAUUUGAGUCGGCGGCGCUUGUUGUGACUUCCGAGGGCCUUUCAACCCAGCCCACAACGACAGUCGAGUCACCUACAAUACAAAUCUCUCCCGAUACGGCCUUUGCAAGAAGUGGUUGGCCUACAACAGUAGGCGGCCAAAGUGUGACCUCCUCUAUACUUCACCGAGAACCGGGAGCAGAUCGAGAAGAGCCACCCAUGGCCCGGACACGCUCUGGCAGCGCCACAAUGCGAGAAGCGGGGUCUGAUAUUUCACAAAUAAACGGUGGGACAGACCCCCAUCUUCACGGCUCUCCGCCUCCGUCAGGACCUUUACAUGGCCUGGAGAGCAAGCCUACGAUACGGUUUUCCCAGCAUCAGGACGCUCGCGCCCCGAGACCGUCGUUGAUAUUCAGCCCCAUGGGCCGCACACUGCCAACAGGGAAGGAGAUUAUACGCGUGGGGAGGUACUCAGAACGAGAGACACAGCCCAACCAACCUGCCAAUCUGUCGACUGCUGCGCCUGUUGGCUUUAAGUCCAAGGUAGUCAGCCGCAGGCACUGCGAGUUCUGGGCACAAGAUGGGGAAUGGUUUAUCAAAGACGUCAAGAGCUCGUCCGGAACGUUCCUGAACCAUGUCAGGUUGAGCUCCCCCGGGACGGAGAGCAAGCCAUUUCCAGUGAAAAAUGGAGAUAUUGUUCAGUUGGGGAUCGAUUUCAAGGGCGGCGAGGAAAUGAUAUUCCGAUGCGUGAAGAUUCGCAUUGAAGUUAACAGGGCAUGGCAGACCGGAAUAAACAGUUUCAAUGUGGCAUCCCACCAACGCUUGCAAAACAUGGCGAAACAGAUACAGUCCACAACUGGAACGUCCUCUCAGGACUGUUCCAUCUGCUUGGGCGCAGUUGCUCCCUGCCAAUCUCUCUUUGUUGCACCAUGCUCGCACACGUGGCACUACAAAUGCGUCCGGCGAAUUAUCAAUGGCCCACAUUGGCCUCACUUUGUGUGCCCCAACUGUCGAGCAGUUGCUGACCUCGACGCGGACGUGGAUGAACCGACAGAAGGCGAGUGGGAGGAGCUGAAACCAUCAGACCUGGAGGCCAAUACUACACGCGAGCGCCAGGUUUCUUCAGAAGAGGAUGAAGUACCACAACCAAUUUCCCCACCAGGCAUCCCCGACCCCCGAAAUUUGAGUCAAGUACCGACGACCCACGUUGAGCCAGUUUCGAAUGGUUCACAGGGAGGUUAUUCAUCGGAAGAACUCAUGGCCAAUCUUGAUAUCAACGACCGGGGUAGAGAAACCGAAGCUAGGAGCGAACAGUCCGGAUUGAGCGCCCCGAUUGAUAUUGCACGAUCGAACCGGUCGGCUUCAAAACGUGGCAGCGAUGACGAAAGUGGAGAUCGACGAACGCCAAGCCCAGGACAUAGAAGUCUGGAUGUUUUGUCGGGGGCUGACGGACCCAUGACUCCUCGAAAUGACGCCGGACCAUUUAUUUUUGAUGGAAGUGGUGGACACAGAGUUGCAGCACAGGCAGCUACCCCAAAUAUGGGCGCAGUCGUGGAGUCGCCGCCUCCAUCGCCCUAGCUGCUACGAUAAAUACAGGACUACACGAAAUUAUCCCACGGUAUACUACAUAACACAGGAACAAAUACUAUGUAACAUUACAAAACUCUUAAUGACAACCAUUACGUUCAAUUCAACCACAACGAGGUAUAUAAGCAUUAUAACGCCGUUAGAGGCUAUGUGGGAGGACUUUGAACGUUUCUAGUACAUGGCUAGGACGGACAGGCGGGAGCAUAGGGCUAAUAGUUCUGUUUAAUCUUAUGUUUUCAGGGGCGGUAUUAUAGGCUGGAGUUACAUUUUGCAUAGCGCUAAAUACCAAUCAACAGUUUUGAGUUUUCAUUCUCCAUCGGCGUAUGCUUGCAUUUAUAG